Molecule: messenger RNA, 3291 nt
Organism: Fraxinus pennsylvanica
Lineage: Eukaryota; Viridiplantae; Streptophyta; Magnoliopsida; Lamiales; Oleaceae
Source: the annotation of a GenBank genome assembly
AUGAGUGGAACGAGGAUUAAUGACUGUCGACUUCAAUAUUUGUUUCUGAUUUUGCUUCUUGUUCUGGGCGGCUGUUUCCGGCGGGUUUGGUGUGUGGACGGGGAUGAAUACAGUCGGACCAAGAACCCGACAGUGGUACCACUUGUUACAUCUCUCAUCUAUAGCCAAAUUUCGAAUCUUACUAAGAUAUUCAACAAGGAUAUCACCAAGAGCUUGGGAUAUUGCACAAAGGAUGUGGAUGCUGAUUUGAACGAGGCAUUUAAUUUUGCCGGCAAUUUGGAUUUUUUGAAUAAAUGUGUUAUGCAAACCAAAGAUGUUACCCAGAGAAUGUGUACAGCAGCGGAGAUGAAGUUCUAUUUUACUAGUAUUAUGGACACAAAGUCAGCUGAUGCUCAAUUUUUAAAACCCAACAGGAACUGUAAUUUAACCUCAUGGGUUCCCGGAUGUGAGCCAGGGUGGGCUUGUAGUGUUGCUCCAGAUCAGAAGGUUAACCUGAAAAACUCUAAGGACAUUCCCCUUCGAACUCGCGACAGCCAACCUUGUUGUGAAGGUUUUUUCUGCCCCCGGGGUCUCACUUGCAUGAUCCCUUGUCCUCUAGGUUCUUAUUGCCCACAUGCAAAUCUCAAUAAAGCCACUGGCAUAUGUGAUCCAUAUGCAUAUCAACUCCCACCUGGUAAGGGAAAUCACACAUGUGGUGCAGCAGAUACAUGGGCAGGUGUAGCAAGUAGUGAGGAUAUAUUUUGUUCAGCAGGAUUUUACUGUCCAACUACCACCAAAAAGAUUACAUGUACCAAGGGACAUUAUUGCAGGAUGGGCUCUACAGGCGAAAAAGCUUGCUUCAAGUUGAGUAGUUGUAAUCCAAAUACAUACAAACAGAACAUGCAUGCCUAUGGGUUCAUACUCAUUGGUGCAUUGAGCUUGAUACUUAUGGUGUUCUACAAUUGCUCUGAUCAAGUCCUCUCAACUCGACAUGCAAGACUGGCUAAGUCUAGAGAAAGGGCUGCUAGAAGUGCUCGAGAAACUGCACAAGCAAGAGAAAGGUGGAAAAUUGCGAAAGAUGUUGCAAAGAAGCGAACUGCAGGCUUGCAACAACAGUUGUCACGCACAUUUUCACGUAAAAAUGGUGUAGAAGCUAGCACUAAUGAAUCAUCGCUUCCACCUAAGUUUCCAAGUAAUUCAAGUAAACCUAAACCUGCUGGAAAAGAAAAGAAAUCAGGCAACCUCACAAAAAUGUUGCAGUCAAUUGAAAAUGAUUCAGACAGUCACGAGGGUUUUAAUCUGCAGAUUGGGGACAAGAAUAUCAAGAAGCAAAUGCCAAAGGCAAAACAGUUGCAUACUAAGAGCCAAAUAUUUAAGUAUGCAUAUGGUCAACUUGAGAAAGAGAAAGCUAUGGAGCAAAAAAAUAAAAACUUGACCUUCUCGGGAGUAAUCUCAAUGGCCACAGAUACAGAUAUCAGGACUAGGCCUACAAUUGAGGUUGCUUUCAAGGAUCUUACCAUAACUCUCAAAAAGAAACACAAACAUCUCAUGAGGAGUGUGACCGGGAAAAUUUUGCCAGGUCGAAUAUCUGCAGUCAUGGGUCCAUCAGGGGCAGGGAAAACAACAUUUCUUUCUGCUGUGGCAGGAAAGAGCACUGAAUGCACCAUGUCAGGUUCUAUUCUUGUAAAUGGAAAGCCUGAUUCCAUUCAUUGUUACAAGAAGAUCACUGGUUUUGUCCCACAAGAUGAUAUUGUUCAUGGAAACUUGACUGUAGAAGAGAACCUCCGCUUCAGUGCUCGGUGCAGGCUUUCUGCAGACAUGCCAAAACCCGACAAAGUUCUUGUAGUCGAAAGAGUUAUUGAGUCUCUGGGACUUCAGUUGGUGAGAGAUUCGCUGGUUGGGACUGUAGAGAAGCGAGGUAUCUCUGGAGGCCAGAGGAAAAGAGUAAAUGUGGGGUUGGAAUUGGUAAUGGAACCUUCACUACUGAUCUUGGAUGAGCCCACAUCUGGCUUAGACAGUUCAUCCUCCAAUUUACUUCUUAGAGCUCUUCGACGUGAAGCUCUUGAAGGAGUUAACAUCUGCAUGGUUCUGCACCAGCCAAGCUAUACCUUGUACAAGAUGUUUGAUGACUUGAUACUUUUAGCCAAAGGUGGUCUUACCGUGUAUCAUGGACCUGUGAAAAAAGCAGAAGAAUACUUUGCGAGCAUAGGAAUCACUGUACCAGAGCGUGUCACUCCUCCAGAUCACUUCAUCGACAUUCUCGAGGGUAUAACAAAACCCGGUGCAGGUUUAACUGCUGAACAGCUACCUGUCAGAUGGAUGCUUCAUAACGGAUACCCUGUACCUCCAGAUAUGUUGCAAUUGUGUGAUCAAAUUGGUUCUUCCUCUAAUGGUGGAAGUACUCAUGGAGCUCCAGAAAAAUCUUUUCCAGGAGAUGCAUGGCAGGAUAAUCGAGAUCAUAAACCGCUUCAUUUCUUAAAACCCUAUGACUUGUCUAAUCGAGUUACACCUGGUGUACUUCGGCAAUAUAGAUAUUUUCUUGGAAGGAGUAUCAAGCAGCGACUUCGAGAAGCUCAGUUGCAAGCAGCAGAUUUUUUGAUCCUUUUGCUCGCUGGAGCAUGUUUAGGAACUCUCUCUCAAGUGAAAGGGGACACCUUUGGGUAUCAUGGUUAUAUGUAUACGAUCAUUGCUGUGUCACUCCUGUGCAAGAUUUCGGCUUUAAGGUCAUUUUCAUUGGACAAAUUACACUACCGGCGAGAGAAUGACAGUGGCACAAGCAGUCUAGCAUAUUUUAUGGCUAAGGAUACAGUUGAUCAUUUCAAUACAGUUAUCAAGCCUUUGGUUUUCCUUUCUAUGUUCUUUUUUUUCAACAAUCCAAGAUCAACUUUCAUGGAUAAUUAUGUUGUUCUGCUCUGCCUUGUAUACUGUGUAACUGGCAUAGCCUAUGUGUUUGCCAUCUUCUUUCCACCUAGUCAAGCCCAACUGUGGUGUGUGCUUCUUCCUGUUGUUCUUACUCUCAUUGCGAAUCAAGGUAAAGAUGAUAAAAUUGGGAAGUAUCUAGGCAGUUACAGUUAUCCAAAGUGGGCUCUGGAAGCUUUUCUCAUUGCGAAUGCUCAAAGAUACUCCGGAGUGUGGCUGAUAACUCGCUGUGAUACAUUAAACGAAUUGGGAUACAGUGUUCAAAAUUGGACUUGCUGUCUAGUUUUACUCAUAGUCACUGAAAAAGCGGACAACGUAGUUUUGGCAGCCAUGUAUCCUAGAUUAUCAUUUAGGAUUCCAUUUGUAUUGGUACAGAAAUUUUCUUGGCCAUAG